CCUACAGAGGUUGCUCCCGUCGGUCCGCCCUGACGGGCCUCUGUCUCUCUCGCGUCGCCAUGUUGGUGAGGGCGGGCGCGGCGCUGCUCAGUCUACCCCGCCGCCCCCCCUUGUGGAUAGGUGGGGGCGGAGGGAUGAGGCGGCUGAGCGGGGGCGCCCCUCCCCCACCCGCGGCAGUUCGGUGCUUCCCGCUCAGCCGCGCGCUCCUGCGCGUGCAGGGACCCGAGGCGGACACGUUCUUGCAGGGCCUGCUCACUAAUGACGUGGCGCGACUGCUGUGGGGCGGGGUGGACCGUCCCCCGGAGGGCGGGGUUCCCUCGCCACAGACCUCGCCCCCUCUACGCGCUCAGUACACGCAUGCGCUCAACGUGCAGGGCCGGUGCCUCUAUGAUAUCAUCCUCUACAGGCUUCAUGAAAGUCAAGAAGAGGAACCAAAUAUCCUGCUGGAGUGUGACUACUCAGUGCUGGAUUCUGUUCAAAAGCAUUUGAAAUCGUACAAGAUCCGGAGGAAAGUAAACAUAGCCCCCUGCCUUGAUCUCUCGUUAUGGGCAGUCAUCCCAGAGGAACAGUCUGGAGAUGUUUCCAGUACCCUUGAUAAAUGUGCAGACAAAACUUUGGUUUUAACUCCUGAUCCCAGAGGAGAAGUCAUGGGUUGGAGAUUGAUUACAAACAAAGAGGAAAAUCCACUAAAAAUUGUCCCUGGAAGUCAUAUAGGAAAUAUUAGCGAUUAUCAUAAGCACAGGUACAAACAAGGAAUAGCUGAAGGCGUAAAAGACAUCCCCCCAGGAGUAGCCUUACCCCUGGAAUCCAACCUGGCCUACAUGAAUGGAAUCAGCUUUACCAAAGGCUGUUAUAUUGGACAGGAGUUAACAGCUAGGACCCACCACACGGGUGUCAUCCGCAAACGCCUGUUGCCAGUGCAGCUUUCAGCUCCUUUGCCAUUGGGAAGCAUCCCCGAGGGUGCUGCGAUCUUAACUGAAUCGGGAAAGUCAGCUGGCAAGUACCGGGCUGGUGGAGAUGAACUUGGCAUAGCUUUGCUGCGAUUAGCGAACAUAAAUGAGCCACUUCAUAUCAAUUUACCAGGCGACACUAGUGUGAACCUUACUGCAUCUAUACCUAACUGGUGGCCAAAAACUACCAACAAAUAAAUGAGGGAUCCUCUGCAGUACAUCUGCCUUACUUAAUAAACUUUGUCUGAUAAGCUGGGAAAUUCAUUCACUCUCAUACUCCCUUCCAUCAUAUUUUCCUUUUGUCUUUAUCUUUUAUUUGCAGCACUUGAGCAGGGUGUAUUACAGAAGGGUCCUUGGGAGCUGGGCCAAAAGGCAGAAGGAACCUGAUGCAUCAGCGAGUCACUGACAAAACAAGGGCUAAAGUGGAGAAGCACAUAGGAGAGCAGAGAAAUAUUCAGCAAAGUCUGUAAAGUUCACCUUGUGGAGUUCCUGCUGCUUGCUUCCCCUUAAGGGAGAGGUGUAUGGGGAGGGAGAUUAAGGAGACUUGGGCUGUGCUGGGCAACUAGGCUCCAUCCCUGAAGAUCCUUGACCCAGCCACAGCACUCUUGUGGCCCACGCUCUCCCUCUGUGCCCUCUACCGUACUUCACUCGCUCAAAGAGAGUGAAGACAGGCCGAUUAUUGCUAGUUGUAUCAGUCCCAUGGGAAUUUGCAAGGUACAGAGGAGAUCUCUGUACUGACUUCCACUACCUGGUUAGCUCACCCAAAGCCAAGGUCCCACAGCUAUGCAAAGAGGGACUUCCACGGGCUCUGGGACCAUAGAGGAGCCUGUCACAGAGACACUGCUCCCCAGCUGUGUGUCUGGGAGCUUUGCUGAGAGUUUUUGUUUCCUCCCACGACAUAGUGGAUGGUUACACACAGGGGUGGCUCUAGCUUUUUUGCCGCCCCAAGCACGGCAGGCAGGCUGCCUACCGCGGCAUGCCUGCGGGAGGUCUGCCAGUCCCACGGAUUUGGCGUACCCGCCGCCAAAUUGCUGCCGAAUCCGCGGACCUCCUGCACGCAAGUCACUGAAGGCUGCCUGACUGCCGCUCUUGCAGGAACCGGCAGGGUGCCCCCCGCGGCUUGCUGCCCCAGGCACGCGCUUGGAGCGCUGGUGUCUGGAGCCGCCGCUGGUUACAUAUAGCUUGAAGAGUCUCUUUGGAGCAGAGGGAGGAGGCUUGGCAUGGGUGAGGAAUAUUAAGGAGUCCAGUGGGGCCAUUAAGGAAUCCAGCCCCUACUCUAUGUGAGAGUGCCCUGUGUUUAUUUGGGUGGUGCUGGAUCUGGGCCCUGCUGAGUCUGCCCUCCAUUGGAUAGAUCAAAACUUAUUCUGAAUAUAGUGCUGCAUAUAUUGAAAUGCUGAAACAGGAGGUGGGAAUAGGAAUUUUAUCACAAUAUGUGUCAAAUGUUUUUAUGUCAGGAUUAUUUCUGUGGUAUUGUAAGGCUUUUUAACAGGAGUGUGCUGCCCAUUUCUUUCAGUAGCAUGUGUUUUUGCUACACUCUGGCCAAAAUGUUUACUGUGAAUGUUCCUUGCAUCAGGCUUUCAGCACCGGUCCUAAAUUGCUGAUUGAUGAGAACUUUUUUUGUCAUUACUGUUAACUCUCUCUGAAGGAAAAGGAAUGGAUUGUACUGAGCGUUUGAAAUAAGGAUUUUGCUUUUAAUACUUGACCACAUGGGUGAGCAAUGUAUGCAGAUGCUGUAACAUCAGUAUGCACUCUACUGCUGCAAGGUCAGCAGAGGGAACACAAUGAUCAAUGGUAUACCCAGAGCUGCCCUGCCACGGCCAGGAUACUGGUAAUAAAGGCCUGAUCUAUGCACUGGUUUUGUGCCAGUAUAACUAUUUCAUGUCGGGGUGUGAUACUUUACUGAAAUAGGUACGCCGGUACAACCCCUAGUCUGCACACAAUUAUACUUGUAUAUAGAUGCCUUCCCCAUCCUUUAUGGGAAUAAACUAUAUUGAUAUGAACAACUUUAUACCAGUAUAACUGGUUUAACUUUGUCGGCAAAUGUUGAGAUUUUGGUUGGCAGAAAUCACAAAUAAGUGUACGUAUAUGCUAGAAAUGCUACAGUGGGACAGCUACCGCUGUGCCACUGUAGUUGUAGGCACUUGCUUCAGCGACAAAAGGGGUUGUUUUAUCACCGUAGUAAAUCCACCUCUCUGAGAGGUGGUAGGAAGGUUUGACAGAAGAAUUCUUCCGGUGAUCUACACUGGGGCCUCGGUUGGCUUAACUAUGUUGCCCAGGGCGUAACAUUUUUCACAGUCCUGAGUGAUGUAAUUGAGCUGACCUAACUUUAUAGUGUUGAUGAGGCCUGAGUGUAGACAUAUGCAAAACUGUGCUGCCAAAAGGAAAAUUUUGCCAGUAAAACUUUUUAGUGUAGACCAGGCCUAAGUUUAUCCAUGCUGACACUUUAAAUAUACUAGUAUGGUUAAUAGUUAAAAGAAUACAACUUUAUGUGUAGACAAGCCUAAAUAAAGGUUCUAAGAACACAUAAAUAAAAUAUUAGGACCAUGUGCCUUGUGAUUCUUUAAAAAAAAAAAAAAAAAAAAAAAAAAACCAUCAGGAGGCAGCCAAAACUCCAGGCUGUAUGACUGUUCCCACAUAAUCUCUUCAAAGCCAAUGAAGGGACAUAUCCCCUCCCCAAGGUGAAAUUUCCACUCCUUCCCUGCCAACAUGAAUCUCAGCCCCAUAGAGGGCUCUCUCUGGGGGAUGGGGGACAGUGCCCUAGAUAUGCAGGAGGGAGUAACAAUCCUGCCUUCUAUGAGAAAGUGCUGAGUGGAGCCUGUGCAGUGCCCUAUGGAUCUGAGGCCUGCUUGCCACCCACACUCCUGUUCUUCCCAGCUGUCUAACUAUUUUGCCCUUAACUAGGGGGUUUCGCCAGGCCCUCACUUUCCUCACUGCUUCACUACUGCCCCCAUCCUCCAACGGCUUCAUGUGGCCCACAAAUAAGGCCUUGCUGAUGGCUCUUACCGGGGGUUUCUCUAGCCACCUGACUUCCUGGGUGCUCAAACCUGCACCCAAUAAUUUGGGGCCCCUUUGGCUACUUUUCCCAUCUUUGCACCUCCUUCCCACCCCACCGGCCUCCUCUGGGCCUCCUCUUCCUCACCCCCCUCUAACCCUAAACUAAUUUAUAGAAGCUGUGUGUGUUUUUUUAAAAUCAAUCAAUCAAUGUGAACUCAGAAGCGAGGUGUGUGGAAGAGGAGUGAGGGGGAUGAAUGAGUAGGGCCCUGAUUGAAUGGGUCUGGAAGGGGCCCAAGAUGAUGAACUACCCCCGUUUAAUAUUUGUUUGAAAUAACCAUUGUCCAAAGGGCAUUUUGUCAUUGCCUUGCUGUAGCCAUUACUGUGAAGUGAAAUGUAUAUGAAGAAUGCUCAUAUUCGUUAAAACUCCUCAGGCUUGCUGUAAAAGGAAUCUGUGGAAUUACUCAUUAAAAGUUAGCUUUGUCAAUG
Emys orbicularis (European pond turtle) is the source of this 4430-nucleotide messenger RNA. It is a transcript of the gene IBA57, whose product is annotated as iron-sulfur cluster assembly factor IBA57. Bases 60 to 1148 code for a protein of 362 amino acids. Gene Ontology annotation, molecular function: protein binding. Gene Ontology annotation, cellular component: mitochondrial matrix. Gene Ontology annotation, biological process: iron-sulfur cluster assembly. The record is from RefSeq and is a predicted model, not a curated record. The transcript has 3 exons. Lineage: Eukaryota; Metazoa; Chordata; Testudines; Emydidae.